Molecule: messenger RNA, 2601 nt
Organism: Pyrenophora tritici-repentis Pt-1C-BFP
Lineage: Eukaryota; Fungi; Ascomycota; Dothideomycetes; Pleosporales; Pleosporaceae
Source: RefSeq, a predicted model, not a curated record
AUGGAGGCGGGAUGGAUACAGACGCGUGAUGAGGGCACAAGACGACGGGUCGGGAUGUGGGUUGAGUGUGGUGGUGAAGGGGAUUUCAAUGCGGUACCGGACUGGAGUAACCAUUACAUAGCAUACAGCAACCUUAAGAAGCAAAUAUACAGCCUCGAGACCCAGCUCCACCAGAAGAAGGCAAAUGGAGACGCGGAGUCAUCACCACUCCUGAAUGGAGACGCCGACGACCCUGACAAGGUCUUUACCAACACGCUCGACGCCGAGCUCGAACGCGUUACUUCCUUUUACGCCCUCAAGGAGAAUGAAAUCUACGGGGAAAUGGAUGCGCUGUUAAAAGACGAGGAGUUAUUUGAGGAGCACCAGGAGGACUACAACGAAGAAAAUGAGAAUGCGCCACCAGGGAGGAAGAUGCGCAGCGGAAGCAUAUUCAAAGCCAUAGGAUUCAACCGACCGCGAGCCCUCAGCGGCGCCAGCGGACGCUCCACCGACCACGGCGACGACGACGAAGAAUCCGACGAGGACCUAGACGAAACAACGCGACUACGUAAGAAGAGUCCCGAUGGCCAACACCGGCGGCGCCGCCACACAGAAGAAGACAUGGCCGCCUCGCACGCCUCAUCGCGGCGCAAAGCCAGCACCGUCUUCGAAGACUACAACGACAUGGCCUUUUCCGCCCUCUACGACGAGGGCGUCUCCCUGAAGAAACGCGCCGUAUCCGUCUACGUGCUCCUCUGCGAACUCCGCUCCUUUAUCCAACUCAACAAAACCGGGUUCGAAAAAGUGCUAAAGAAAUACGACAAAAUCAUGGACCGCAAGCUCAAAAAGACGUAUCUGAAUAAAUACGUUUACCCCGCUUACCCGUUUAAACAAUCGACCAUGGAUGAACUCACCCGCAACCUCGAGCGCAUGGAAGCUGCAUACGCGCAGAUUGGCACAAAAGGCGACAUCGUAGAGGCAAAACGGGAAUUACGCCUACACCUCCGCGAACACGUCGUGUGGGAGCGAAACACCGUCUGGCGCGAGAUGAUUGGUAUAGAGCGAAAAGCGCAAGCCGCAAACAUUGGCAUCACGCAGACGCUGCUGGGCCGCGAUACCACGGGCGGCAAAGUGCGGCGCCAAGGCGACGAAGUCGAGUCCGAUAUGAAGGAGGUGGACACGCCGAUUGGCCGGUACCGGUGUCCGCAGUGGUUGCUCAGUCGCACGUUUUGGAUCUUGGUGGCGUGUAUUGCCGUGUUUGUGGUGUUGCUCGUGGUGCCGAUUAUGGAGAUGCCCGAGCAGCAGAAUUGUUUGGCUAUGGUUGUUUUCGUUAGUUUGUUGUGGGCUACUGAGGCUAUCCCACUCUUCGUCACUUCGCUGCUCGUCCCUUUUCUAGCCGUUACCUUGAAUGUCGUCAGGAGCGAUGUUGAACCGCACCGUCGACUGGAGAGUAAAGCAGCAGCGUCGUAUGUCUUCUCCGCCAUGUGGACACCGGUCAUCAUGCUGCUACUCGGCGGCUUCACCAUUGCAGCAGCCUUGUCAAAGUACAACAUCGCGAAGAUGAUGGCGACGCUUGUGCUGAGUAAAGCGGGGACAAAGCCGCGGACUGUGCUGUUGGUGAAUAUGUUUGUGGCCAUGUUUGCUAGUAUGUGGAUUAGUAAUGUUGCGGCGCCUGUGCUGUGUUAUUCGAUUAUUCAGCCCAUCCUCCGCAACCUCCCCGCAGACUCGGACAUGACCAAAGCCCUCCUCCUCGGCAUAGCCCUCAGCUCAAACAUCGGCGGCGCCGCCUCCCCCAUCGCCUCACCGCAAAACCUAAUCGCGCUCCAAAACAUGGGCCCGGAACCUUCCUGGGGAGUCUGGUUCUUCGUCGCUCUCCCCGUGUGCAUCAUUUCCAUCCUGCUAAUCUGGGUCCUACUUCUCGUCACCUUCCAGCCCGGCCGCGGCACCUCCAUCGUGCCCAUCCGGCCGCUCAAAGACAAGUUCUCGGGCACACAGUGGUUUAUCAGCAUCGUGACGGUGACGACAAUCGCCCUGUGGUGCGUGAGCCAUCAACUCGAAGCUACGUUUGGUGACAUGGGCGUUGUGGCUAUCAUCCCCAUCAUCGCCUUCUUCGGCACAGGCAUCCUGACAAAAGAAGAUUUCAACAACUUCCUCUGGACAAUCAUCAUCCUCGCCGCGGGGGGGCUCUCGCUCGGUAAAUCAGUAAACUCGUCUGGUUUGUUACACACGCUUGCCGAGAGCAUCACCGCAGGCGUCCAAGGUAUGAGUUUGUACGGCGUGUUGGUUGUGUUUUGUGGGUUGAUUCUCGUCGUCGCCACGUUUAUUAGUCAUACCGUUGCUGCGCUUAUUGUGCUGCCGCUAGUGAGGCAGGUGGGGUUGCAGAUGGGGGAGCCGCAUCCGAAUUUGCUGGUUAUGGGGAGUGUGCUUAUGGCUAGUGGGGCCAUGGGGUUGCCUACUAGUGGGUUUCCUAAUAUGACGGCGAUAAUGAUGGAAGACUCACGAACGGGUCAACGCUACCUUCAGGUUAAACACUUUUUGACGCGAGGUAUUCCGGCUAGUUUGAUUACUUUUGUCGUUAUUAUUACCGUGGGGUAUGGGUUGAUGCUUGCGGUGGGGUUUUAG